AUGACAGCUGGAACUGUUGUCAUAACCGGAGGAAUACUGGCCACAGUGAUACUUCUCUGUAUCAUAGCUGUGCUUUGUUACUGUAGACUCCAGUACUACUGCUGUAAGAAGAAUGGGUCUGACAGCGGCUCCAUCUCUCAGCAACACUUUGCCUGCAAUGCCUGCAGUGUCACAGGCCUGGACGGGUCAAUCGUCACCCCACUGUCCCUGUCACCGCCAGAGCCGUCGGGAUCCUCCAACUUCACCAAACCCAGAGGGGGGCGACGCAGCUACUGCCCCACCUGCUCACCCUACGACUCACCCUUCUACAUCCGUACCACUGAUGAGAUGCGCAAUGGUGGCGAGCGCAUCACCUACAUGCCCACACACUAUGAGAACCAGGCACUGGCGAUGCCGCUGCCCGCUGUCCGAGGCUCCCUGUUGAGAGAGACUCAGCGAGGGCGGCCUCCUGAUUUCUACACCAAUACCCGAGCCAUCAGCACUGAGGUGUGA
Toxotes jaculatrix (banded archerfish) is the source of this 492-nucleotide messenger RNA. It is a transcript of the gene fam163ab, whose product is annotated as family with sequence similarity 163 member Ab. The coding region runs from base 1 to 492 and encodes 163 amino acids. The transcript is spliced from 2 exons. NCBI's taxonomy places the organism in Eukaryota, Metazoa, Chordata, Actinopteri, Toxotidae. The record is from RefSeq and is a predicted model, not a curated record.